UGCGUGUUCCCUCAAGUCUAUGGAGGACCUGGACUCGGUCUCCCGCCUUUCUGCAGUCACCCCAGUGGAGAGUCGAUAGGGACGGUGAGAGUGGGUGCCUGCCCACGGAAGGUGCGGACAGGAUAUAAACAUUGAGGAUUGCAGGAUGGCCAACUCGACGCGCAUCAUCUGCAGUCUCCUGUUCAUCCUCGGCUUUCUGUCCUCUCUCGGGGAGUCCAAAAGAAACCGAGGCUCCCAGGGCGCCAUUCCCCAUCCGGACAAAAACAACCCCAACGAAUCCGAGCGACAGCAAGCGGGCUCCGGUCCCCGCCAGAGACACGGCUCGUCCUCCCCCGCCGACGAGGUGCUGGAGUCCAGCCAGGAGGCGUUACACGUAACCGAGCGCCAGUAUUUGAAACGGGACUGGUGCAAGACGCAGCCCCUCAAGCAGACCAUCCACGAAGAGGGCUGCAUCAGCCGCACCAUCAUCAACCGCUUCUGCUACGGACAGUGUAACUCCUUCUACAUCCCCAGGCACAUCCGCAGGGAGGAGGGCGCCUUCCAGUCGUGCUCCUUCUGCAAACCCAAACGCUUCACCACCAUGACUUUCACUUUGAACUGCCCCGACCAACAGCCGCCCACCAAGAAGAAACGCAUCCAACGCGUCAAGCAGUGCCGCUGUAUAUCCAUAGAGCUGGACUAGCGCUCCAUCCUUUUUUUCUCCUUUUGCACAGCAAACACGGACAUGCUUCAUUAAAACUAUCAUGUAAGUGCAAAUGACAUUUUCUUUGUAAAUAUUCACACUUUUAAGUUGCAAUGAAGGAAAGGAAUGAGCAAGUUUCACGCACCAACAUUGUUUCCACUGUGUGGAAUUGGAAGGAUCAAUAGUAAUGGACGUUUGGACAUGAAAAAUGUUAUUAAAAAAAACAACAACUUAGAUCUAAAUAAUAUUUUUUUAAUGUCAGUGAAUUAGUCAGUGAUGUUCUUUGGGUGCAUGUAAGACACACAAUACUUUAAAAAAAAAUGUUAAG
Molecule: messenger RNA, 1010 nt
Organism: Doryrhamphus excisus (bluestripe pipefish)
Lineage: Eukaryota; Metazoa; Chordata; Actinopteri; Syngnathiformes; Syngnathidae
Product: gremlin-1
Biological process (GO): animal organ morphogenesis
Molecular function (GO): receptor ligand activity; BMP binding
Source: RefSeq, a predicted model, not a curated record